GCUGUUUCGCAAGUAUAAAGAUUUUCAUUGGUUAACUGCAUUUGACGUCAUUUUUGAUCAGCUGGGAGCGGUCAUUAUAAACACAGACGAUGAACGCUUGAUGAUUGACGAUGAAGCACCGCAGCAAUAAAGUGAAUUUCUUGUCAUAUUCUUCACAUCGUAAGAGAAGAGGCAAUCGGAGGAAAGUGAGGGAACCCUCCAAAAGUCUGUCAACAUCAACAGUGACUCUUCCAGGACUUCAUGAGCAGACUGAUGCCUCAAGAAUGGAACUCGAUGUCUCUCAAAUGUUACUUGAUUAUAGUCUUGGUGAUCACAUCCAGGAGUUAGAUCGCUCAUCAUCAUCUUCAGGCAGUAUGAUUCCAUUCAUGGAUACAAGUUCUUGGCUGGCAGUGGCUGGAGAAAUGAGUCUAACCAAGCUGCCAUCUACUCUCUAUCAUGUCUGUAAUUGGUGGAAAACCAAAGUUAAUGAGAGCCUGGAGUUUGCCAAAGAUGUAGUGUUUCCAUCUCGUGUCUACCGUAGGGAGCUUUAUGCCACCCAAGAACAGAUCGUUCUCCUUCAAGAACAACUUCAGAGAAUCAGAGAAGAGAUGGAAUCAAAGAAAUCAGCGGAUAAUACCUCUGCAGCUUCAAGUUGCUCCCAUUGUUGCUGUCCGCUGCACAGCCCUACAGCAACCAACCUUAUCCGAGGGGCAGUACACCAACCUUCUACUAGCACACUGCCACCAGGCUCUUCAACUCUACCAAGUGUACCGCCGCCACUACCACUGCCACCACCACUAGCAACACUUAUGCCCCCACCUCCCCCUCCCCCUCCUCCCCCUCCCCCUCCACCAGCAGUAGUUCCUCCUAAAGACUGGAGAAAGGACCUACCCAAGAGAAAGAAAAGCACCAGCAAUGAAAAUAAGGAAGCGAAUACAAAUCCUGCUAUUUCCUUGGAUGACAUCAAAGGAGUGAAACUAAAAAAAGUGGAUAGGACAAUUAAGAGGUCUAAAUCCUCAUCUGGCAGUGGUCCUCUUGUAACGUUAUCUGAUCUUCAAGCUGUGCAACUCAAAAAAUCUUUCAAGUCUUCAACUCAGUCCCCCCAAAUCACAUCUCCCAUGAAUCUGAGGAAAAGGUUAUCAUUAGAGGCAGUGGACUUCAGGAUGUCCUUGAAGAGAGUUGGUUUGCCUAGAAGUCCAGGCGGCACUCCAUUCCGCAUGAAACCGACUGAGAGUGGGGUAGGGCUUACUCCUAUAAUGACCAGGGCUCUCAAGAGAAAAUUCAGGAGUGUGACUACUCCUCCGUCACCUUGGAGCAGGCAAGCCUCACCUAGCUUUAGUGAUACAUCACCUUUCACACCACCAGGUAUUAGAUUCUGAGACUAAACAUCAAGACAACUUUAAAAUGAAUAAUGUUUUGUAACUUCACAGCAGGCUUGCCUUACCUAGCGUUAGUGAUACGUCUUGAUUCACACUGCCAGGUAUUAGAUUCACGAGGCUAUAUCUCAACCCAUCCACCAUUAAGACAACUUUAAAAUGAAUGAGGUUUUGUAACUACACAGCAGACUUGCCUUACCUAGCAGUAGUGAUACGUCCCGAUUCACACUGCCGGGUAUUAGAUUCACGAGGCUAUAUCUCAACCCAUCCACCAUUAAGACGACUUCAAAUGAAUGAUGUUUUGUGACUACACAUCAGGCUUGCCUCACUUAGCAGUAGUGAUACAUAGCCAUUCACAUUGCUAGGUAUUAGAUUCUGAGGCUAAACCUCGACCCAUCCACCAUUAAGACAACUUUAAAAUGAAUAAUAUUUUGUGACUAUACAGCAAGCUUUCCUCACCUAGCAGUAGUGAUGUGCCACCAUUCACACUGCCAGGUAUUAGAUUUUUUAGGCUAAACUUUACCCAAUUCACCAUUAAGAUGUCUUGAAAUGAAUGUUUUGUGACUACACAUCAGGCUUGCCUCACCUAGCAGUAGUGAUACAUAGCCAUUCACUUUGCCAGGUAUUAGAUUCUGAGGCUAAACCUCAAUCCAUCCACCAUUAAGAUGACUUCAAAUUGAAUAAUAUUUUGUGACAAUAAAGCAGGUUUUCCACACCUAGCAGUCGUGAUGUGCCACCAUUCACACUGCCAGGUGUAAGAUUGUGAGGCUGAUCUUCCACUCCUCCAUCAUUUCAGAUGACUUUACAAUUGAAAGAUCAGAAUCAUUUGUAAUUUUCUAGUGUAUUUCUGCACUUCGUAGAAACAGGUAGAUAUGCCCAUGCUGAAGUACUGAGAAGUCUUUCUUGUACUGACUACUGUGCAUAUUUGAUUUGAGGACAUUUGAUUGCAACUAGAUAUAUUUUGGUUAUAGGAAAUGGGGUACCAGCGGGCAAUCUGACUCACAUAUACACUCAAAAGGUCUAAAACUAUAGAUUAGGUUCAUAGAGCCUAUUUUGUGCUUUUAACCCUAAAACUGCCUGGGGAAGGGGGGGGGAUCACCCCCCCCUUGAGAUCUCGGGCGCCGAUCGCCGUGAAAAUUGGCAUGUGGGAUGUUAUCUACAAAGCUGUAUUGUUAAUUUUUUCCAAAAUCAGAUUAAAAAAAAUAUGAAUUAAUUAUGCUAAUUUAUGCAUAAAUCAUACUUUUUGCUCUAAUUCACUAUAAAAAGCUCUGGUGUAAAUAUUCUUUAUACCAUUGCAAACAAUUACAAAUAAAAUAAAAAAUCCUGUUUUGAAAAUGAAUUACGUAUGUUUUUUAUUGUUUUAUGAAUUGCUUUAAUAUGUAUUUCUUUGUUUUUCUUUUCUUUUUCUUAACCAAAUUUAUUGCCGAGCCUCUUUGAAGCAUAAUUAGGCUAAAAGUUAUGCUGAUGAUUUCGGAAAAAUUAACCAUACAGCUUUGCGGAUUACAUCCACACUCUUAUCAUGCCAAUUUUCACGGCGAUCGGCAGCCGAGAUCUCAAGGAGGGGGGGGGGAUUCAACCCCCCUGGUCACAUAACACCCAAAAAAGCCUGGUCUAGAUAGGGUUGAAUUGAGUCAAAGAAUGCAACUUGUACUGUAUGAAUAAAGACUAGCACUUCAGCAUAGGAACCUAUUACAGGCCAAGCACUGUGUGCUUGUCUUGCUUGGCAGAGUGGCAGACAUAAUUCAAACUAAUGGGAAGUCCAGGCUGAAUAUAAUGAUAUGUAAAUAAAUGAAGUAAAAUUCACAGAGCAAAACACUGGAAAUUUAAUCAAGAUCUGAUAAUAAAUAUCAAAAGGUAUUGAAUCGUAAAAUUUAGCAAUACUUUGUGAAAACAGUUAUAUGAAUGGUGUUACAAAUAUUUAAUGGCUGGGCUGAUGAUGUUACGGUUCAUAACUGUUUGAAACCAAGCCAGUUUAUACUGAUUUCAAUUGGGCUGAUAAGGUAUUCAUGCAACCCCACCCUCACCAAAUUGUGGCUGUAAAUUUUUUGCAUGCUCCACCUAGACAUAGCACCAAAAACCGGAAGCCCUGACCGGAAUACUCUAAGAGUGACGCCAUCUCUUCAGUACUCUAUCGUGUAUUCUUAGAAAAGUGCAAGUUUUACAGAUUUUUUUCAGAAUUUGCAAAUGGUUUUUACUACAUUUAAACCAUAUUGUAACUUUGUUCAUAUACUAUAAUGUGAAUGCCAUUGGUAUGUGAUAUUAACUCCUGUUGGAAUAUUUUCAAUAUUUUUUAACAGAAGCUUAGCUAAAACUGCAUUCGCAGUCUGGUCUGGUAGUUUCCUUCUUCCACAAAAUUAUUUUGUUUUGUUAUUGACCAUUGAUCUGCUUAAAGCAUGCACUUCUGCACAUAAAAUCAUAUCUAUAAUAUUGAUGUGAUAAUCAUUCAGAGGAAUAUCAAAGUUAGGUGAUACGAUGUCAUCAAGUUAUCUCAACUUUUUAUACAAUCUCAUUAAAAUUGUAGAUCAUGUUUGAUUACUUCUACAUGCACUUAAAUCUGUAUUGUACAGUUCUAUUGUCUUUAAAGCAUACUUGCUAAAAUAUUUUGCAAACAGUUAACAAUACUUUAGUGAUUGCAGGCUCUGGUAUAUUGAAUGCAAAUAUAAAACAUGUAUUAUAUAAAUGUCAACUUUCUGUGUACAUCUUUUUUACAUUGUAUUCUUCCGAUGUAUCAUGAAUGGUCAUUAUGUAAAUAUUUCUUUUCUAAAAAUAUACUCUUUUUAUACGAUGUGAAUGUUUACUCAAGAAACUCAUUUAUUUUUUUAUAUUUUGCUACUUAUAAUUACAUGUUAAUUAAUCAUAUAGUGGACAAUGAAGGUUGGUUAAAGGAUUUCAUAACUAAAGAAGAGUUUAAAUUGUUUCCUUUAGAGAUGUUUAUUUUUUGUUUUAACCCAUAGAGGUUUGGUUUCUCCUGUAGUGUAUUACACAACUUGUAGUGUAUCUCUGUUCUCAAUACUUGCAAUCACAUGGAUCAUGAGGUAGCAUGUAUUAUGAUUGGAAAGAGACACCCCUCAGGGUGAUAAUAAAUGCCAAGAUUUUUGGUGUUUAUUAUUGUGGGUUUAUUUUUUCUCAAAAUCAAAGAUUGUUCAUUGCUCACCCAACUUUGUACAUUUGUAGCUGUUGUCUGCUGAUACAGGCCUAUUAGUACAUGAUUUUAGUUUUCAUGUGUAAAGUAACCUGGUUUCGGUUCCGAUAACUUCAUGGGAAAUCAAUUCCUUAAUCGUUGGUGUUUUUUGAUAGCUUAAUGAUCAGUAGCUAUUCAUGCAAAUUAAUCUUUGAGCAAUUACAAUGACAUGUAUGUAAAUUGUUAUUCUAUAAGUCAUUGAAUUUGGAAAAGAGAAUUGUGGUGUGGAAACUAAACAAAGAUAUACAUGGACGUUCCUCUUGUCUCAAUAAUAAGAAAUGUAAAUAUAAUUCUUGCUUAACCAUAUGUCGAUUUUCACAGUACUAAUCAUGGAUUAUAUUCCUUAGUAGUUUGCAGCAUAAAUUGUAUACGAUGGCAGCUUAUACGCAAAUAGUAUUGGUGCUUAUAUAGUGUACAUGUAAGUUGUUAUUAAAGUUUUAUUUAUUUGUUCAGUUAAUUUUCUUAGUUAUUAUUCUAAAGUUGCAAUAAAAAAAGCUUGUAUAUCUGA
Lytechinus pictus (painted urchin) is the source of this 5044-nucleotide messenger RNA. RefSeq names its product proline-rich protein 11-like. The record is from RefSeq and is a predicted model, not a curated record. The transcript is spliced from 9 exons. Lineage: Eukaryota; Metazoa; Echinodermata; Echinoidea; Temnopleuroida; Toxopneustidae. Gene Ontology annotation, cellular component: cytoplasm; nucleus. Bases 111 to 1358 code for a protein of 415 amino acids.